CCCAGUAACGAAAAGAAGCUGAUAGGCCACGGCCAAUCCUCGAUCUUGCAUGGAGGAACAGGAUUUAGAAAACUCGCAGGGAGCCAGGCUGGAGCCUGAACGAGACGCCGAGGAGUCAGGGCCUAGCACCGGAGCUCUCCAUAGCGAGGAAACUAGUGUUGGUAGCGCAGCUGAGGCAGGCCGAGAGAAUGCAGAGGAGGAGGUCUGGUGCCGUCUGCGCGGCGAGGUGGCCCGGCUGCUACAGGAAGUGGGAUACACAGGACCCCUAUUAAACGAAGACAACUUGGCACGUUCCACCUCCUCUGGAGCCAGCUGCCAGCAGUUUACGUCUCUCUGUGCGUGGCUGGUGUCUGAACUUAAAGCGGUAGCAUCAUUGGAAGAGAACAUAAGUCCUACAGAAGGGCCAGAAGAUGCAGAAACGUUCCAACUAGAGAUGAGUGGUGUAGUCAAUGAACUGCAUUGUCCUUACACUUCUCUGACCACAGGAGACGUGACCCGCAGACUGACCAGUCCUCAGAACUGCCUACAGCUCCUCGUAUUCCUGAGUACAGAGUUGCAGGCCGCCCAGAUCCUGAAACGUAAAGAGGUUUCUAAACGCCAGGCCAGGGAGAACAAAGCAGACGUUCUACAGGAACUGCAUCUACUGUGUAAAGUUACAGGCCUGCCUGAACCAUCACUUGACGCACCAGUGGCAGAAUUUAUGAAGGAGCUCGAUACCAGGAUAUCCGAUAUUGUAGCUGCCGCUUCAGAAACUGCAAAGUCUCCCCCUCUCUUAACUGCUCCUUUAGAGCCGGAACAGUGGGAGACGUUGAAAAAGUUGCACGACUGCAUGGUCAUAGAAUAUGAGCGUCGUAUGAGAAUGCUGGUGACACGGCUUGAUGUCACCGUGAAGUCUUUCCAUUGGUCAGAGAGAGCCAAGGAACAAGGAACCGCCAUGGACAGUGUUUUCUGGCCACUACGCCAGGCGCUACCUACAGAGUCUCGUAUCUGUCUUUCUAACAUUCUUGCUGCAAGACAAGGUGACUCUCGAAUCCUACACACUUGCAGCGCUUCUUUCUGCCAAAACACUCGCUCUGCCGUCAACAAGGUCAUGAUGAUGGGCACUGUGCCAGAUCGAGGUGGCCGUCCCAAUGAAAUUGAGCCGCCUAUGCCAACGUGGGAGAAAAGACGGGAAGGGGGUGGCGGGGGGCAUCAGCGCUGGGAAAAGAAAAAUAAGAAAAGAAAACGCUGACGAGAAUACGUAAUAAAGCAGCAUUAAAUACUCUUAAAUCCUGCAGAUAAUUUGAGCUUGGUACAUUUAUCAAAUUUUUCUUUGUUUAUGUAAAAAACAAUUUCCUUGUAAUUUUUGCUUCAAUGGUGUCAGUCAAUUUUGAUUUUAGCACAUUGUUAUUUGAAGAAUUACAAUUAUAUAUAUAUAUUAUAUAUAUAUACGUUUUUUUUGUAAAUAAUUGUGUUUGACUAAGGCUUGCUGUUUUCUUUUUUUAGUCUAAAUGAAAAAGGUGCAUAGAAACCACAUCACCACCUAUUUUGGUAUUUCAAAAUGCAUCCUGUUAUAUGGAAGUAUUCAGGGCCCCAAAAUCGAUCAACGUCUUAAAGGGACAUAAAACCCCAAAUUUUUCUUUCAUGAUUCAGAUAGAACAUACAAUUUAAAACAACUUUCCAUUGUGCUUCUAAUAUCAUUUUCUUUGUUUUCUUGCUAUCCUUUGUUGAAAGCUCAGGAGUGUGCACGUGUUUGCAGCACUAUAUGGGAACAGUUUUGCAGCAAUGUUAUACAUUAGCAAGAGCACUAGAGGGCAGCACUAUUUCCUGUCAUGUAGUGCUGCAGACAUGUGUACGCUACCUAUCUAGAUAUCUCUUCAACAAAGAAUAACAUAAAAACAAAGCAAAUUUGACAAUAGAAGUAGAUUGGGAACUUUUUAGAAAUUGUAUUCUAUAUCUGAGUCGUGAAAGAAAAAUGUUGUGUUUCAUGUCCCUUUAAUUCUGUGCUAAUAAAUGAAUAGCACUAUGUAAGAAUACUUAAAGUAAAUGUAAAUUUUCAUGAAUUAGUGCCUGUUUUUUAAAAUUACUAUUAAAAACAGGGUCACUUUCAUCCAUCAGCGUAGUUUUACAAAUACUUACCUUUCUCUUGAGCAAAGCCGGAUCGCCUAUCCCCCCCCCCCGCCUGCUUCUCCUUCUGUACUUACACGGCAGUGACGAAACCGGCUUCCUCCAAUCACGGCGUGGCCUCACGAGAUGGACACUCUGGGGGGAAGCCAUGAUUGGAGGAAGCCGGUUUCGUCAUUAGUGACGUAGGUAGAGAGGAACUGCGGGCGGGGUAUCGGCGAUCCGGCUUUGCUCAAGAGAAAGGUAAGUAUUUUAAAAAAUAUGCUACAAUGUAAACUUUCAUAAAUGAAUGUGCCCCUGAUCUUAAUAGUAUUUUUAAAAACCAGGCACUAAUUCAUGAAAAUUUACAUUCACUUUAAUUAAUAAUGUCUUUAAAAUAGAGUAGAUUAAAUUAAAACAGAAAAUAUUAGUCACUUAUAGUAUAAUAUAAAACAAAGUAUUUUAUUUAACUUAGGCAAAAUUAUUUAAAAUAUUAAUUUCUUAUUUAAGAGUUUAAUAUAUGUUGCUAAAAUUUGAAAGUUAAAAUUUUCCCCAAUGUUUCAGAUAUUUACUUUGUAAUUGCAAUGUAUUUAUAUAGUUUCUGCUUAAUCCAGCAGAGGGCACUUCUUCAUCUUCAAAACAAUUUACAGUAAAUUAUAAUUUUUUGGGGUAUUAUAUGGUCACAAAAUAUAAAUAAUGCUAUAUAUAUUUUCAAAAUGCUAUUUUGUUUUACAAUUUAAUAGCAAAAGGUAAUAAUUAAAAUAAUAAAAAAAAAUUGUUAUUUUUGAUUUGUGAAUUAUUUUUUGAAAAAUAUAUGAGAAAUAAUUUUUAAAGAUUAUUUUUGUAUUUUGUUCCCUUCCAAAUAAACACAAAUUUGUUUGCUCCUCCUGGGAGAAAGAGAUUCAUUUUGCAAAUAUAUUGUUGGAUAUUUUAAAUUGGAAAUGUCAGCCUAAAAUUUCCCUGAUACCUACAUAUACUGAAUUAUAUUUCUGAUUAUUUCUAUGAUUUUUGCUCUUGAUUUUUUUUUUCUUAGAAAUUAAGAGGUUUACUCAUUAGCUGCCUGGCUGUUUCACAAUAAAGUGUGAAUUACUUUUUUCCAAAAA
Bombina bombina (fire-bellied toad) is the source of this 3185-nucleotide messenger RNA. RefSeq names its product family with sequence similarity 98 member C (gene TSLIG3C). The transcript is spliced from 8 exons. Bases 50 to 1231 code for a protein of 393 amino acids. The record is from RefSeq and is a predicted model, not a curated record. Lineage: Eukaryota; Metazoa; Chordata; Amphibia; Anura; Bombinatoridae. Gene Ontology annotation, cellular component: tRNA-splicing ligase complex.